UAUUUGAAGUUUAUUUGAAGUUUAGCGCUUUAGCUAGUUAGGCGCUAAAACCCAGAGACGGAAAUGACGUGAGGAUUUCGCUCUUGUUGUUCCGGCCGCUGGUUUUUAAACGUUCACAGUUCACGUCAAACAGCUUCAUUAAUUUAACAGCUUCAUUAAUUUAACAGCUUCAUUAAUUUAACUUAAUUUAAAUACAGACGCGGGUUUAUAAUUCAUGACGUCAGUUUGUCGGUGAUAAGAGAAGAAGUCACCGAGAGAGAGCUGCCGUUAACAAGCUAGGUGACGUUAGACUGUCUGUGUGUCUGUCUGUCUGUCUGUCUGUCUGUCUGUCUGUCUGCCUGUCUGUCUGCCUCUCUGUCUGUCUGUCUCUCUGUCUGCCUGUCUGUCUGCCUCUCUGUCUGCCUGUCUGUCUGCUGACCCUGUUCGACAUGUUAGCAUCAAGCGUCUGGAGGCAGUGAUGAAUUCUGGGAGGAGAGAGGUCAAAGUGAAGAGAGUUUCGUCCAGGAAGAGGUCACGAGAGACUCACCUGCAGACUCACCUGCAGACUCACCUGCAGACUCACCUGACACCUGCCAGGAAGCGAGCAGGAGGAGACACCUGUCCACAGCAAUGUGCCAGCAGCUGGAGGCUGAGGAGCAUCAUGACUGACAGCCGAGCUGCUGAUCCAUCCUUCUGCAGCGACAGCGAGGACCUCUUUGGAGACUACGACAGCAUCCUGGACGACAGCUCCGUCCUGGCGAAGCUGGACGAUGCAGAGCACGACGAACGGCGGCGUGACGCCUCGGAUCAGCCGGACUUCACGAGUCUGCGGACGCCGAAAAGCGCCCGUGAGGACGUCCUCACAGACUCCAUCCUGGACGUCCUGGAUGACGAGCCCUUCGAGGACUUACCGCCCAGCCAGCUUCAGUUUCAGGAAGAAGUCUGCGAGAAGGCGAAGCGGAGCAGGCGGCUGGACGGAGAGAAAACCUCGACGCCUCUGAGGGACGCCGUCAGGAGCGCCGAGGCUGGAACGGGAAGAAACACGGAGGUCAGAGCGGCGAAGGCGAGGAGGAGCGUGACGGAGCAGCUGAAGAGGACGCUGGUCUGUAACGCAGCAGCUCCAUCCGGCGUUUCACGGAGCGUCGUGUUGAAAGAAGCCGUGCUGUCUGAGGAGAUGAGCGUCGCCAUGGAAACCGUCUCUGCAGAGAGCACCGACCUCGGGCCUUUCUUCGGACUGCCCAGCAAAGUGAAAGAUCUGAUGCUGAAGCUGAGAGGAAUCAGGAGUUUAUACGACUGGCAGGAGACGUGUCUGAACCUGGACUGUGUGCGGGACAGGAAGAAUCUGAUCUACUCUCUGCCCACCAGCGGCGGCAAAACUCUGGUCGCGGAGAUCCUCGUCCUCAGAGAGCUGCUGUGCAGGAAGAAAGACUGUCUGUUCGUCUUACCGUACAUAUCGCUGGUGCAGGAGAAGGUUCGCGGACUGGCGAGCUUUGGUCUGGAGCUGGACUUCAUGGUGGAGGAGUACGCUGGCAGUAAAGGAAAGUUUCCUCCAGUGAAGAGAAGAAACAAAGCCUCGCUUUACAUCGCCACGAUCGAGAAAGCCCACAGCCUCGUCAACUCUCUGAUCGAGGCCGGCAGGGUGGAUAACCUCGGCCUGGUGGUGGUGGAUGAGCUUCACAUGCUGGGUGACGGCAGCAGAGGAGCUGUGAUCGAGAUGACGCUGGCCAAAGUUCUCUACACGAGCAAAACCACGCAGGUGAUCGGGAUGAGCGCCACGCUGGGAAACAUCCGAGACCUGCAGACGUUUCUGAGGGCGGAAAACUACAGCGACGACUUCAGACCUGUCCAGCUGAAGGAGUAUGUUAAACUGAAGGACACGAUCUAUGAAGUGGACCCAAAGGAGGAGGACUGCCUCAGAUUCUCACGUCUUCUCAACUUUAAAUACUCCAGUUCCAUGCAGAAGAUCGACCCGGAUCACAUCAUCGCUCUGGUGACUGAAGUCAUUCCAACACACUCGUGUCUCGUCUUCUGCCCGACCAAGAAGAACUGCGAGAACGUCGCCGGGAUGAUCUGCAAGUAUCUGAAGGAGGACUUCCUCCGUCACCGUGAGGUGGAGAAAGGCGUCCUCCUCAGAGAGCUGAAGGACAGCGGGAACGGCUCGGUGUGUCCGGUGCUCCGGAGGACGGUGCCGUACGGUUUGGCGUAUCACCACAGCGGGCUGACCUCGGAGGAGAGGAAGCUGGUGGAGGAGGCCUACUCCAGCGGGGUCCUCUGCCUCCUCGCCUGCACCUCCACCCUGGCUGCAGGCAUCAACCUGCCCGCCCGAAGAGUGAUCCUGCGCUCGCCGUACGUCGCCACAGACUUCCUGAAGAGGAGCCAGUACAAGCAGAUGGUGGGCCGGGCCGGCCGGGCCGGGAUCGACACCACGGGAGAGAGCAUCCUGAUCCUGCAGGACAAGGACAGGAAGAUGACUCUCCUCUCGCUCCGAGGAGACGUGCUCAGUCAGCUGCUGCUGGACGGAGGGAAAGGCCUCCUGAGUCUGAUCCUGUCACUCAUCGGAUUAAAGAUCACCACGUCGUCGGAGCAGCUGAGAGACUUCCUGUGUGGGACGCUGCUGUACGUCCAGCAGAGACAGCUGUGUGUGGACACGAGUCUGUGGGAGCUUGUUCAGCGCUGUGUGGACGUCCUGAAGGACAAAGACCUGGUCACGGAGACGGCAGACGCUCACAGUCAGACGCUGAACGUCACCAAGCUCGGGAAGGCGACGUACAAAGGCUCCGUGGAUCUGAGCUUCAGCGCCGCGCUCUACAAAGACCUGUCCAGCGGUCUGGAGGCUCUGAUGCUCAACAGCUUCCUUCACCUGGUCUACCUGGUCACGCCGUACGACAUGGUGUCACAGUGCAAGCCCGACUGGAUGACGUUCUUCAGACAGUUUACUCUGCUGUCAGACGCCGAGCAGAAGAUGUCUGCAGCCGUCGGCGUGCCCGAGAGCUUCGUUGCUCGGAAAGCUGCUGGACAGACGGUGAAGAAGAGCGUGGACAUGCAGGUGGUGAGGAGGAUGUAUCUGGCUCUCGUGUUGUUCACUCUGCUGAAGGAGACGAACCUGUGGAGCGUCGCCGACCGGUUCCAGCUGAGUCGAGGCUUCGUGCAGACGCUGCUCAGCUCCUCGUCGGCCUUCUGCUCCUGCGUGCUGCACUUCACAGAGGAGCUGGAGGAGUUCUGGCCGUUCAAAGCGCUGCUGACGGAGCUGACGAGGCGGCUGAGCUACUGCGUGAAGGCCGAGCUCAUCCCACUGAUGGAGGUGGCAGGAGUCAUGGAGUUUCGAGCGAAGCAGCUGUACGACGCCGGCUACAAAACGCUGACUCACCUGGCGAACGCUGACCCAGCGAUUCUCUCCAAGACCAUAGACAACCUGUUCAACAAACAAGCCAAUCAGAUCGUAGCUUCUGCUAAGAUGCUGGUGAAAGAAAAGGCCGCCGCUCUUCAGGAGGAAGUGGACGAUCUGCUGAUGACACCGUCAGACCUGCCGUCAGAAACACGACGACUUUAACGAAGCGGAGGAGUUUUAUUCUCUGAGAAACUUUUUAUUGUUUUGUUAUUAAAAUGAUGUAAACAAA
This is a messenger RNA of Larimichthys crocea (large yellow croaker), 3596 nucleotides long. It is a transcript of the gene helq, whose product is annotated as helicase, POLQ like. The transcript has 18 exons. Lineage: Eukaryota; Metazoa; Chordata; Actinopteri; Sciaenidae. Bases 458 to 3529 code for a protein of 1023 amino acids. The record is from RefSeq and is a predicted model, not a curated record. Gene Ontology annotation, molecular function: nucleic acid binding; ATP binding.